Cariama cristata (Red-legged seriema) is the source of this 265-nucleotide messenger RNA. RefSeq names its product chromosome unknown open reading frame, human C7orf50 (gene CHLSN). NCBI's taxonomy places the organism in Eukaryota, Metazoa, Chordata, Aves, Cariamiformes, Cariamidae. The record is from RefSeq and is a predicted model, not a curated record. The annotation marks the transcript as partial. The transcript has 2 exons.
CUGGUCUGAAAACCCAAAAGAAUGGAAGUUUCAAAAGACAAGACAAACCUGGCUUCUCUUGCACAUGUAUGAUAAAGAGAAGGUUCCAGACAAGUAUUUCACCAUUUUACUGGAUUAUCUGCAAGGGCUUCAGGGCGGUGCACGAGACAUAACUGUGCAGAAAGCUGAAGCUUUUAUGAAGGAAUUUGAUGGUUCCAAUGCAGAAGACCCAAACCUGUUGGAGAAGUGUGAGCGCAUACGACAAGUUCUGCAACUGCUGUCGUGA